GGAACAACGUGGUUUGUGCAGCGAGCUUAGGAAACGUCUAGAAGUUGCUGGAGUUAGGAGGGCACAGCCUUUAACAUAGCAGGUGGCGUGCUCUGUUUUCGUUAAGGUGCUCGAAACUGCGGUGUAGGCACAAUGUCUGUAAUCGCCGAAGAAGAAGUGCGGGGUGGAAGAGUCGUUUUUAAGGAGAUAAGCGCGGAGGACGAGGACCAACAGCCCACGGAGAUCGAGAGCCUGUGUAUGAACUGUUAUCAGAAUGGGACCACCCGCCUUCUGCUGACGAAGAUUCCGUUCUUUAAAGAAGUCAUCCUCAGCUCCUUCACUUGUCCCAACUGCAACUGGUCCAACACUGAAAUCCAGUCAGCCGGGCGCAUCCAGGAGGAGGGGGUGUCAUACACUCUCCUCGUCCGAUCGAAACAGGAUAUGAACCGUGAAGUGGUUAAAGCCGACUGUGCCACAACACGGAUCCCAGAGCUCGAUUUCGAGAUUCCAGCAUUCACACAGAAGGGAGCCCUGUCCACCAUCGAGGGUCUCAUUGACAGGGCAGUGGCAGGACUGGAGCAAGACCAACCCACAAGAAAGACAACAGCGCCAGAGGUCGCCUCAAAAAUAGAUGAAUUCAUCGAGAAGCUGAAGAAGUUGAAAGAUGUGGAAAGUCCUUUUACCCUGAUAAUUGAUGACCCUUCAGGGAACAGUUUUGUGGAGAACCCGUUUGUGCCACAAAAAGAUGAAGCACUCACCGUCACCCGUUAUAAGAGGACAGCCCAACAGGAUAUACAGUUGGGGUUAAAGGCAGACGACGACGAUGAAGAGGAGAAACCUGGAAAUGACAUUGAAACCUUGCGAAACGAGGUUUUGAAGUUUGAUACCAACUGCCCAGAGUGCAACGCUCCAGCCUCCACUAAUAUGAAGUUAGUGCAAAUUCCACAUUUCAAGGAAGUGAUUAUUAUGGCGACCAACUGUGACAGCUGUGGACAUCGGACCAAUGAAGUGAAAUCAGGUGGAGCAACAGAAGAACUGGGAACUAGAAUAACACUACACCUCACAGACCCCUCCGACAUGUCCCGAGACCUGCUCAAGUCGGAGACGUGCGGCGUCCACAUUCCCGAGCUGGAGUUUGAGCUGGGUAUGGCCGCGGUGGGGGGCAAGUUCACCACUGUGGAGGGGCUUCUCAAAGACGUCAAAGACUUGAUUGUCGAUAAAAACCCCUUCACAUGUGGAGACAGCUCCACUCCAGAAAGAACCAAGAAACUGGAGCUUUUUGGCAAAAAGAUCGACCAGAUCAUUGCUGGAGAGAUGGAGGCCCAUAUCAUUCUUGAUGACCCUGCAGGGAACAGCUAUCUACAGAAUGUGUACGCGCCCGAGCCAGACCCCGAGAUGAAGAUAGAGAAGUACGAGCGAACCUUCGAGCAAAACGAGGAGCUGGGCCUGAACGACAUGAAGACUGAAGGCUACCAUGAUCAGAGUGCCGACCGGUAGCAUGACGAGGGCAGACAGAGACCACCCACAUGGAGAAGACCAGGGAGGUUAAGGAGAGAGAGCUGUGCUGGUAGAUAUUUAAAUGGGAUUUAUUGUAUAGUUGGGAAAUAUUGUUCCUAAGAGUGAGAUCAAAGAAUUUAAAUUUUCAACAUGGAUGGACAAAGGCCAAGCACUCACAAUUUUUGCUGCCUGAACUCUUCAGCACUUUACAACAGUUAUUAUUGGGAAGACCUUUGUGUUCCUGUGUUUGCUGGGUAUAAAGGCUUUUAAAGAGCUCUCCCAGGCUUAUUUAUAGGAGAUACAUUUUAUGUUUUUGUACCAUGUUUGACUUAUGUUUCCAAAACAUCUUCUUGCUUUCACACAUUUAUUAUCAGUAUAAGAAAAUUAAGAGAAUGUGAAGUUUGAAACUGUGCUGUAUAUAGCCAGAAUUAAGUAAAAUCCUUCAUUUGGAAAUUGAAUCUUUUAUGAUUAUAUUUAAAAUUUUGAAAACAAUCAAGAAGUUUGUUUUUUUUCCCCCUGUAGGAAACACCCAACCGGCUCCAAUAUUUUCCCCUUACGAUAGUUAUUUAAAAAAGCCAAAUUAGUUUUUGAGAUUGUUAUACAUGUUUAAUCUGCUACAUUUUAUGAAAUGUGUUCUGAAAGUAUUUUUAAGUUGUUUGCAUUGCACAGUAGGUGAGAAACUACAGAAUCGGUCCAAGAUAAUUUGUUUGAAAGUAGAAAGCUUUGGCUUUCACAUCCACAUUUAUAGUUUGAUGGGUUUGUUUGGGUAAAUCCUUAAUAAAGAUACUAGAGGAAUUAUUGAA
Messenger RNA from Lepisosteus oculatus (spotted gar), 2279 nucleotides. It is a transcript of the gene zpr1, whose product is annotated as ZPR1 zinc finger. NCBI's taxonomy places the organism in Eukaryota, Metazoa, Chordata, Actinopteri, Semionotiformes, Lepisosteidae. Gene Ontology annotation, cellular component: nucleus; cytoplasm. The record is from RefSeq and is a predicted model, not a curated record. Gene Ontology annotation, molecular function: zinc ion binding.